UCGAGAAGCGCCAUGGAGUGCAGAGCCGUUCCCAUUCUUCCCACAUACUCGCAAGCCUGUGGCACCUACCUGCCUCGAAAGCCCUCCCUCUGCCGGACUCUCUUCGAUUAUGGACCUUUGAAUGAUCCUGUGAUUAUCCUUAUAACUCUUGCCGUAGUCGUGGGAUCCUUUUGCCUGCUCAGCGGCUUUAUACUACUCUGUGUAGUCUCUAAGGCCUGGCAGGACGAAACCUCUGAGGCUAUUCUUUUGAUAGCGAUUGGCUUUUUUAUUACUGCUCUGUCAUGUGUUUCCUGGAAAUUGACGAGGGCCCAGCGAAUCAGUCAAUUAGUGGAGGCCAUUAGCGUGGAGACACAGACGAUCUGA
Molecule: messenger RNA, 363 nt
Organism: Drosophila serrata
Lineage: Eukaryota; Metazoa; Arthropoda; Insecta; Diptera; Drosophilidae
Source: RefSeq, a predicted model, not a curated record